CGUCACGGUAACGUGUCGGUACAGUAUUACAGUUAGAGGGGUAGUUAGCUGCGUCCACAUGUCAACGGCUAAACUGCGCUAACCGUUAAGCUGUUAAUGCUAACGGGACAUUGUGGUGACUUCUAGACGGUGUUGAUUGAAAUGAAUGCAGUCACAGAAACUUUUCCGGAUUUUGCUGCUUUGGUCCAUUGGUGGAAUUAUGGACAAUGAGGUCUUUCAAGCUUGUGGAGAACAUCUAUGCAGACACUGAGAUUUUCGAUCCUGAGGCUCUCAACAACCAUCAUCCAUUGACUGCAUACACAGUGGGAGGGAAGAUACUGGUGACCCCAAAAGUGUGCCUGCUGCAUUGAAGGGACGCAGAAUGGUCCAAGCUACGUAACGCAGGCUGCAUUGAGGUCAGCAUUAACCGGAGAAGAAGCGGUGAAGAUGAUGGUGCAGGUCCUUCUUUGAAGAGAGCAAAGCGAGGGGAGAUUAACUAUGUUCCUGACCACCCAGAUACCCAUACUGAUGACUCGCUGGAGGAGGAAAGACUAGCUCUGGUUGAGGAGUUAAAGAAGAGGAAUAAGAAUGUUGCACUCAUAAAGCAACAGAUGGAGGUGACAUUCUCCCUGAGGCGCAAGGAGAUUGUGGAGCUAGUGCCUAUGGUGUCAGAGGUUCAGGAGCGGUGGCCUGCUCUGUUUUACGAGGCAGAGAUCAGGGAAGAGUUUCUUCGGAUCACCAACAAGGACCUAAUAGACAACUUCGGAGCAGCCAUUAAUCAGCACACUCCUAGGCUCCUUAAACUCUAUCGGGCUAGGCGGACAGCUUUCCCGCCUGAGAUGGAUCAACUCCUUAACAGACUGGAUGAAGAGACAUCUGACAUCACAGUACAUCGACACACUGCAGCCUUGAAGGGCCUCCCCUUGUAUCUCCAUGACAGUCAUGAGAAGCUGUUCAGGAACUGUCUGGCCACUGACCCAGAAGAGGAGCAGAUGAAGGGCCUCAUCGUGGGUAUCCUCACUGUGUUGGAGGAUGAUGACAGUUCAGCUCCUGCAACAGUCAUUAAUGUUGCUGUUGUUGUAGAAGAAGACAUCGUCCUCCAGGAUCUCCCUGACCUGCCAACGACUUUUGCUUACCUCUUUGGGCUGAUCUACGCUUUAAACCUCCAGUACCCAAAAGAACUGAGGUACACAUUCGAAACCAUUCAGAAAGUUUUCAUGGAACUUGGAACUGAUCUCUCUGCAAGGGUCCGAUCCUUCAAAAACAAACUCCUUCAGUGAAUCCACCGAGUUAGCUGAUAAUGUUGGGUCUGGGACAGUUUUGAAUUGCAGAGGUUCCUGUUGCCCCUUGUAGAAUGAUGUAAAUCUCUGUUGCCUGAGAUGGAUCCCCCUCUACCUCUUCUGCUUUUAAGUUCACUCUCUCCACCUCUCCUCUCCCUUUUCCUGUUUCUCCAUUUCUCUCGCCAUCUUCUUUCCUCUCUCAAUCUGUCACCUUAACUUGUCUAACUUUCUUACUUAAUUUGCAUAUUCUCCCGUUCUCACUCAAAUUCUGACCUCUAAAACUCUCCCCUUCUGUCCAGCCAACACGAUAACUGUCUCUCUGCAACUCACAAACUCUUAUCUACCUCUAACUCCUCUUCUAUGUCUCCCUACCUGCCCAUCUCUUGCGCUCCAACGUGCCUGAAUGCUUUUAUCCUAUACAUUUAUCCUGCACCUUACUGGAUAUUGUUAACCACGUUACUUAUGUUAAGAUUGAAUAGUGUGUAAAUUGAUGACACACACAA
Messenger RNA from Sebastes umbrosus (honeycomb rockfish), 1762 nucleotides. RefSeq lists its product as uncharacterized. Lineage: Eukaryota; Metazoa; Chordata; Actinopteri; Perciformes; Sebastidae. The transcript has 7 exons. The record is from RefSeq and is a predicted model, not a curated record. Bases 591 to 1259 code for a protein of 222 amino acids.